Aethina tumida (small hive beetle) is the source of this 530-nucleotide messenger RNA. It is a transcript of the gene ND-B17.2, whose product is annotated as probable NADH dehydrogenase [ubiquinone] 1 alpha subcomplex subunit 12. Bases 67 to 483 code for a protein of 138 amino acids. Gene Ontology annotation, biological process: mitochondrial respiratory chain complex I assembly; response to oxidative stress. NCBI's taxonomy places the organism in Eukaryota, Metazoa, Arthropoda, Insecta, Coleoptera, Nitidulidae. Gene Ontology annotation, cellular component: membrane. The transcript has 2 exons. The record is from RefSeq and is a predicted model, not a curated record.
UAGACCCAAAGCACGCCAUUUUCAAUAUUUCCCCAAAGUGUCAAAGUGUUUCGGAAAACUUGAAAAAUGGCCAAGUUCUUUGGUCUAAACGCCCUGGUCAACUUCUUCAAGGUGAUCAGCGAUAAUGGGGGCCUCCGCGGCUCGUUGUACAAGAUGUACAGGAUGGACUCCGUACGUUCGGGCACCUGCGUCGGCAUCGACAAAUACGGCAACAAAUACUUCGAGAACAAGGCGUUCUUCUACGGCAGGAACAGAUGGAUUGAGUACGCCCCUAAGUAUGGCUUAGAAUACGACGGCAGUCAGGUCCCAGCUGAGUGGUACGGUUGGUUGCAUUAUAAAACUGAUUUGGUACCGGAUCAGGACCCUUCCAGGCCUAAAUACAAGUGGAUGUCAGAUCACACCGAGAAUCUGAGUGGCACACCAGGACAGUACAUGCCUUAUUCAACCACUAGGCCCAAAAUUGAAGCCUGGGCACCUAAAUAAUUAAUUAUUUGUUGUAUAUAAUGUUUUAAUUAAAGUAGUUAAGUCCA